UUGUAGAGCCCUCCUCCUUCCCACACCACCUCAUCUGAGUGUCCAGCCUCCAGUCACCAGCAGUGUCUCAACUCUUUCACAAAAACCCAUUCCUCCUCCUAGGCUGUACCACCGGCUGCUGCUGAAUCGUUUUCAAGGUGACCGUGCUGCAGGAUGUCUUCUACCCCAGAGCUGCCCCCCCUCCUCUUCACCACGCUGCCCUCCUUCCCCUCGGCCACUCCAGGAGUCCCGACGGUGGAGUUCAAUGCCACCACGUGCCAGGAGUGGGAGCAUGCCCACCACCUCCUCUUCCAUCUGGGGAGCCUGUCCCUGCUGCUUGGUCUGGUCAUCCCUACCACCCUGGGUCUGCACAUGAUCCUGCUGCGCCUCCUCCUGAUGACAGGAUGUGGUUUCUUCAUUGUGUGGGCGACUCUGUACAGGUGCAACCUGGAUGUGAUGGUUUGGAAUGUGGUGUUUCUGGUGGUCAACUUCAUGCACUUGUUCUUCCUCCUGUACAAGCGCAGGCCGAUUAAGAUCGACAGGGAGCUGCGGUCCGUCUACAAGCGGAUGUUUGAGCCCCUCCAUGUGCGGGAGGCUCUGUUUCAGAGGCUCACGGGACAGUUCUGCACCAUCCAGACACUGAAGAAAGGCCAGGCCUACGCUGCCGAGGACAAGACGUCUGUGGACGAACGCCUCAGCAUUCUCCUCAAAGGAAAGAUGAAGGUAUCAUACCGAGGCCAUUUCCUCCACAACAUCUAUACCAAUUCAUUUAUUGACUCUCCAGAGUUCAGAUCCACUGAGAUGCACAGAGGAGAGAAGUUUCAGGUGACUAUCGUGGCAGAGGAGAACUGUAAGUUCCUGUGUUGGUCUCGAGAGAGGCUCACCUACUUCCUGGAGUCAGAUACUUUCCUCAAUGAGGUGUUCCGGUACCUUAUUGGCAAAGACAUCACCAACAAACUGUAUUCUCUGAAUGAUCCCACACUCAGUGACAAGGCAGUGAAGAAGAUGGAACGUCAGCCCAGCCUGUGCUCUCAACUGUCGAUGACACAGAUGAGGAACAGCAUGGCGAGCACUAGCGACACUGAUGAUGUCCUGAACCAGAUCCUACGAGGAGGAUCGGCUGGAUCAUCGCUCCAAUCCCCUGGCACUAAAACCUCAAAGAUGAAGCCCAUAGAAGAAGGCAUGGAGGAUGACGUUUUUGAAGAACCUGCGCCCUCCAAGUCUCGCCGUAUGUCCAGCACUUCCACUAAGGAAGUGUAGCCAGCAUGGGAAGAGAAUACACAAGAUCAAAUGCAUAUUAUGCACAGUAGGUCUGUUUAGCAACCUAACGUCCAGAGCCUGAUUGAUACAUUGGCAUGGCCGACAUUAUCAGCUGUGCCGUUUUCCUAGGUAAAUAAUGUCUGUCUAUAUGCUGUCAUUUAGAAACAGUGUCUCCAUUACAUAGUUUGCCCACCAGACAGCACUGACAAGUUUAGUUUUACACUGUAAAAUGUUACAUAUCUUGGUCACAAUUCUUUAAAAAAAAUUAUAAAAAAAAGAAAUAUUGGUUGAUAUGUUAUUAACAUUUAUUUUAAAAGCGGUACUAAUCGAUUUGUUUGACCACUUGUGAGAAGCAGAACAGGUUGUUAACACACAUAACUGACAUAUUACCCUCUUACAAAGUUGUUAUAACGAACAUGUAAAACACUUGCCCAUCCAACAGACACAUAGCAACAUUAUCAAAAUGACGUGGUGUUUGUGUUCAACAUAUGAAUGUCUGAUAGUCUAGAAUUCACUCUCAUUUAGCUCUGUUUUGGUCUCCACCAACCCCUGAGAACAUUAUCCGGCUUUUUGGAUGCUAAAUGUUCCAGUAAUGUUAUUUAUACCAAGUAGUUGCUAACUGUGUCUUUCUGCUGUUUCGGUCUUAGGAGGUACAGCAGCAGUCUAGUGUGUUUUUAGAGCGUUUGAACU
Molecule: messenger RNA, 1929 nt
Organism: Sander lucioperca (pikeperch)
Lineage: Eukaryota; Metazoa; Chordata; Actinopteri; Perciformes; Percidae
Gene: popdc1
Product: blood vessel epicardial substance
Exons: 8
Coding region: 154-1239 (361 amino acids)
Cellular component (GO): sarcolemma
Molecular function (GO): cAMP binding
Source: RefSeq, a predicted model, not a curated record